Messenger RNA from Jaminaea rosea, 3341 nucleotides. RefSeq lists its product as hypothetical. The transcript has 2 exons. The coding region runs from base 337 to 3126 and encodes 929 amino acids. The record is from RefSeq and is a predicted model, not a curated record. NCBI's taxonomy places the organism in Eukaryota, Fungi, Basidiomycota, Exobasidiomycetes, Microstromatales.
CAAUUUGCGAAUGAAGCAAGCAUGUGCGCGGCCGGCUUUCAGUCAGCGAAGAGUGGUAGGAUGGGAUCAGACGAGGUGACAUCGCUCUUAACAUUGUUUCUCCCUUCCUAUUAACAUCCUCGUACGACAACUUCUUUCUGCGCCGUGCACGUCCUUUUCACAUCGCACGUCCCGAGCACUGGGUGAAACCAGGUCCCACACCAAGAUACGAAGUCCGCUCACAAGCUCGAGCAUCCACUCAACAGGGACCCGCGUCUUGGCCUUUCUCGCCUCUUCAUCCACUCGCCCUAGCUUCAAACCCAAUCCACCACCUGUCCACCGUGAUCACCGCCCAUCAUGCCCUCUUCUCCUGUAAUCGCAAAGGCCAACAUGCGCCUGUACGAGUCCUACAUCACCACGUCCCCCAGGGCACACAUGGUCUUUAAGGCUCCUUUGAACAAGCUGCGACAAAGGACAGCAGAGCUCGUUGAUCAGAUCACAGGAGCCACUCUGCCUCCGGAGGUGGUGCAGCAGGAGUCUGCCAUCAAGGAAGAGAAGCGCAAGUGGAAAUGUAGAGCUUGUAGGGUGGCAUUUGCGGGGGAUAGGGAAUUGCAGAGGCACUUCCAUCUCUUCCCGGCGCACCUCGAAGUCAUCGAAGCCCGGCGGCAAGGACGCCCUGUAGUACGACACUCGGCAUCAGCGGACGCGGGGCUCAUGCUCGCCAAGACUCCCGACGCCAGCAAGAAGAAGCAGAUCAGCAGCAGCAGCAGCAGCAGCACCAGGGGCGGUAGCAGCUCCAAACCCCGCUCUUCACGACCGCAUCGUAGCCGCACAGCUUCAGCCGACGUCUAUGCCGGUAUCGGAGAGCCAGUCUCCGUACCAGGGCAGUACGAAGCCAACCAAGAGCAGCAAUUCACCGUCGUCGGGCCGAUCUCGCAUCGCAGUAUCCCCGGUGGCCAUACGCAUCCCUCAGACGCGGCUCGACGCCCUCGUAGGCGAGGCAGCCAGCGUCGCCGUGGCUCAUCCCCCUCUAUCAGUUCGGUCGCGCCCAAUGCCAAUGAAGAGCAGGGUCGCCGCAGCGUGCAGCGCGUUGAGGAGGAGAGGAGGUUGGCCAAGGUGGCAAAGGCCGCUCACGAGGCGAAGAUGGAGGCUGUCGCUGCCAGGCGGAAUAGUGGGCUUGGAAGGCGACCGAGGGAGGUCGAGAAGGAGAAUACCGAAGGAGCCAAUGGAGAAGAUGUUGGUCGGUUGAGGAGGAGGAGCUUCAGUGAGGGACUUGUGUCCGUGCUCAAGAGGCCGAGCUCCUCCAUGUCUCUGAGGGGCAAGGCGGCUAUGCAGGAGCAGCAACAGGCCGGAACGUCAAGGGCGUCACUGGACCAAGGGUCUAGUACUGCGACGUUCCCUCAGCCCGCCGUGGGCGAGCUCGUACCGAACGUCCGGUGGGAUUCCGCCACACGGAGAGCCAAGAGCCACGGGGACGUCUUCUUCGACGCCGAGACGGGCGAGAUGGGCAGCGACUUUGCAGGCGAUGAUGACGGAGAGACAGCCUUCUCCUCUGUACAUGGAGAGACGGCCGCUGUAGCUCAUGCUGCGCCAAUCGGGUCGUCGAUGUUGGUCAAUCUCCCGGGCGCAAAUGGGUCCAGCUCCUCUUUAGGGUUGGGCUUGGGCAGCGGCGGAAGGCGUCGCUCUAGCGUGUCGUCGAUCCAGCGGAAGGCUGCCCCCAAGCCGUCCGUGGACGAGUUGAGGGCCGCGUACGCUACUACGUCCAUGGAUCCCGCUUCGCCCCCGCCUCAAUCGCAGGCUACACGACCUCCUCUCCCAGCACGUCCAUCGGCAGCACUCUCUCGUGACCCCUUUGCAGAGUCUGAGCCAAAUCGCAGCAAUGUGGAAUGGGUCCCAUCUUCUCGUCCAUUGCCCACUGUGCCAAAUCAGAGCAGGCGGAUGUCCGGCAACUUCACCACAGCGAGCCCGCGCUCCUCCUUCUCGCUCGCACCUGCUAUGGCCGCGGCGACGACGAGUGCGGCAGUGGCGGGUGACAAGUCAGCCCCGUUGCUACCACCAAUCGACACGUCCGACUCCCUCUUGGCGCUGCUGAGCGACCGGAGGGGCAGUGGCUCGUCUGCGGCAGCAAGGCCAACUGUUCUGGGCUCGCCUCUCGGAGGGGUGCGUAUAGCCAGCCCGCGGCCUCAGUCGCCUCCGCCUGCCACCGUGACUCAACAGCAUCCCGUCUCACCUCCGCCCAUGUUGAGGACGAGGCGAAGCACGAACCCCUUUCUGCCAGAGGACGCAGGCCAAGUCGCGACGCGCACCUCGUCGGAUUUGCCAUACCUGGCAAGGCAAGCCACCGGCGGCGCCUCGUACAGUCCGACGGUCUACACAGCCUCACCGCAGACGCCCGUGACGCCCGGAUUUGCCUCUUUGCCAGCGAGGGACCGAACCAAAUCAUCUGGCGCAUUCUUCGGCGCAGGUGAUACUGCAGGCGGACCAAGCUACGGUUAUGGCCCGAGCUUCCCUCCUCAACAGCAGCAGCAGCCGUACGGUGUUUCACCCUCUUCGCCCUCGUCACCUCCUCCGCCGAGGUACAGCACGAUCGUGCCCUCUGCAUCGGCAGGCGGUGUUGCUGCUCCCGCUGGUCCACGGUCUCCGCCUCUGCCGCCGCUGCUACAACAGCAGCAGCAGCAGCAGCAGAAUCAGACCGGACGUCCAGGAUACCAUCAGCACCAGCGCGCAAGCACAAUGCCCAUGGCUAUGGCAAGCGGCAUGGCUCCGCCGAUGUCUCCGCCAGCGCAUCUUGCCUCCCACUAUGCAGCAGCACCGGCUCCGGCUGGGACUCCUGUUCCUCAAAGUAACUACGCCUAUCACCACCAGCCCUACGCAACCUACUCGCCUCGUAGCGCAGCACCGGCCCCCAUGCCAACCUCACCGAUGUCACCGCGCAACCCAUACUUUGCUGAGCUACACGGUGAUGUCACGGGUGGCAGCGCUAUGACCCCUGGCUCGCCCUUCCCUGCCGCCGUCGACUCGCCGUCAUCUCCAUCUUCGCCCGCCUUCAGGCCGGCGGCAAGGACGAGGGCGUACAGCAGCAAUAAUCCUUUUGCUCGGCAGGCGUUCGUGGAGCAGAGCCAAUACCAGCAGCAGCGGCAGCGGUAGAGCCGGCAGCAGCGAGCUUAGCUGUUGAAAGGAGUCGCAUGAGUCUUGCCAAGCAGGAUCGCGAGCCUGGUCCAGGGCCGCGGGCGAGGACGAUUACGGAUCGUGCGCGCAAAGAGGGUCGGUUGAGGUAAGAUUGGGAAGGUAAAUCGUCGUCCUUUUUCUCGUCUACGAUUGUUGCUUUGUUCUUGUGAUUGAAAUUGAUGCCGAUGCCUGCU